Ascochyta rabiei is the source of this 318-nucleotide messenger RNA. RefSeq lists its product as uncharacterized. The record is from RefSeq and is a predicted model, not a curated record. NCBI's taxonomy places the organism in Eukaryota, Fungi, Ascomycota, Dothideomycetes, Pleosporales, Didymellaceae. The transcript has 3 exons. The coding region runs from base 1 to 318 and encodes 105 amino acids.
AUGGCCUCCGCAUACAAAGAUGCGAUCCGCAUCAAGGACCAGAUCGAGUUCAACCACAAACUUCUCAAGCAAGACCAUGCUGCCUACGCCGGCGUUGAGAAGGAGGCCGCGGCCGACAAUUUCCCCAACGCCGACGUAGUUCUCCGACAGAUCAAGCAAGACAUCGAGGACAAGCUGGCGGAGAUCAAGACCAACGAGGAGGAGCUUCAGGAAGCUUUGAGUCGACAAGAUUGGUGGGACCGUGUGUCGUGGUGGCGCCUCAGUCUUCCGGAGGAUCUCUCCGAGUACGAGGCUGCGGUGGAGGAAAUCGGAGAGUAG